AUGCCCAAUCGACAGCACCGCAAACAGAGAUUCCAAACGUCCAGCCUUGACCCGUCAUGGAUUCUGCCAGACGAAGAAUCUGCCGCGGUCGGUGUCGCCUUUGCCAAUGCUUCUGAAACUGCCUCAAUUUCCGACAGGUCGGUUAUGCAGCCCGAGCCUCGUGCCCAAGAACAGGCGGACGAUUCCGACACGAAGAUUACCAAACCAGUUCCCAGCGCUGAGGUACCUCCUGAGGCCGCUGCCAGUACCAAUGUUUACAGCGUUAGCGAUUCCUCAAAUAGCGCGACCCAUUCAUCCGUUCGUUUGACGCCGCCGAGCCGUGAAGGUCAAGAUAAACAAAGGUCGGAGAAUGAAGAUAGAUUGGCUGUACCGCGCAGUCAAGUCAGAAGAAGGCGGAGAAAACGAUACACAAGCAAACAUGCCCCUGACUGGCUUGAAAAUGAUGCGGCGGACACGACUUCUAGAGAGGCCGAGGGCGCGGGGACUGCAAUUUUGCAUUCCAGAGUGGAAGGCCUUGGACUGCAGGAUAGGCCUCGGGGGGUUCCGGUCUGGGCUCCUCCUGAAAGCAGGCCAAUCCGUUCCGAGCCGGUAGCUGACGUACCCUCUCCAUUCCCAGUGUCAAUCUUUCGCAUUUCGGGGACGUCUCACUAUAGUUCUGGAUACGACGCACCACCUAUAGCACCUCAAACACCCUCAACGUAUUCACCCAGUUACAGGUUUCAGUAG
This is a messenger RNA of Pestalotiopsis fici W106-1, 726 nucleotides long. RefSeq lists its product as uncharacterized. The transcript has a single exon. Bases 1 to 726 code for a protein of 241 amino acids. The record is from RefSeq and is a predicted model, not a curated record. NCBI's taxonomy places the organism in Eukaryota, Fungi, Ascomycota, Sordariomycetes, Amphisphaeriales, Sporocadaceae.